AUGGGCUUCAUUCUACAAACUAGCAUCAUUUUCGCCGUGAUACUCGGCGUGGCCUUGCAGCUCAUCCUCAAGGACCCGAUCUGGCUGGGCUUAGGCAUCGGCAAGACGUUCCAGCCUCUAUCCGAUUUCCCCUACUCAUGUCGCCGCAUCGAGGAACCUAGACUGCAGGCAUGCGAGGACAUGUGGCUGUCCGAGGCCACGCGCCAGCUCUUCCUCGCAUGCUCCGACCCCCUCGCCCGCCAGCAAUGGAUGCCCAAGUACGUGCUUCGGGCCUCCCCUACCGCCCCGGCUCCCGCUCCCGCCCCCGCUCAACACAUGAACGCUUCGGGCCGCUCCAAGCAGGACGCCAUCGUCGCAUUGGACAUUGACAGCCCCAAGGGCGACGCGUUCGAGUACCGCGUUCUCGAGACGCCGGGUUUUACGGGCACCGCCGGCGACGGGCUGCUUCAGCUCGUCGGGCUGACGGGCAUUGACGCACCGCAAGGCGACAGGGUCGAGCUUUUCUUGGUUAACAACCGCCCAUCCGUUGAUCCCGUCACCGGCGAUCUCCUCGAUCAGAAGAGUGUGGGCGCCAACUCGACAAUUGAGAUCUUUGAGACCGGUCCUCGGGCUAUGGGAAUGAAGCACGUCCGUACCUUUGCCAGCGCUAACAUUUCGACCCCGAAUAACAUCGCCGCCUUGUCUAGCGAAGCAUUUUACUUUACAAAUGCUAAUGGCCCUCACAAAGUCGGACUGCAAUUCUUUAUCGGUCCCUUGAUGGGUGACGGCGAUGUUUCCUUCUGCUCCGCCUCAUCGGGAUGCAAGCGCAUCUCGGAGCGUCACAGAAUGCCCAACGGCCUGGUCCGCGGCCGCGACGCCUUCAUCUACGUCCCGAGCUCCUUGGCAGGCGGCGUGCAAGUCUUCGAAGUCCUUCCGAAAGACGACGGGUUGAAAAAGGUGGCCGAUAUUCCAGUGCCCUACGCCAUCGACAACUUGUCCGUGGAUAGCAAGGGUGACAUCUUCGCCGCGGUGUUCCCGCGGGGCAUCGAGAUCCUCCUAGCGGGCAAGGACCCGCUGAACGUGAGGCCCAAGAGCGCGGCGGUGCGUAUCCGCAAGGAGGCCGAGGGUGAUUACGUGUGGGAGAAGAUUAUUGAGGAUGGUCUUGGAGAGGUGCUGCCGGGGUCUACUACAGUUGUGCACGAUGCCAAGACGGGGAGGUUGUUCUUUGGUGGGGUAACGUCGCCGUUUAUAGCAGUCUGUGAGCCCAAGAACUGA
Colletotrichum orchidophilum is the source of this 1254-nucleotide messenger RNA. RefSeq lists its product as uncharacterized. The coding region runs from base 1 to 1254 and encodes 417 amino acids. The record is from RefSeq and is a predicted model, not a curated record. The transcript has 4 exons. Lineage: Eukaryota; Fungi; Ascomycota; Sordariomycetes; Glomerellales; Glomerellaceae.